AUGGGCUGGGAAGAUGUGGUACGUGUUUUCAAGCGGCUGAAUAAUGUUUUCGAAAAGUAUGAAAAGUUGCCCUCGUUUAUUUUGAAACCAAAACAAGUUCAAUGUUUCGAGUAUUUAGGAGAAGGACACCACGUUAUAGCUGUUUUGCCUACUGGGUUUGGUAAAUCGUUAAUUUAUCAACUUUUACCCGACUUUGUUCCAGAACGAAAGGCAGGCAAUAUUGUACUUGUUGUCUCUCCUUUAACAUCAAUUAUUAUUCAAGAUCAGUUAGUAAAUUUAACUAAAGUAGGCAUUGAAUGUGGUUUCUUACAACUUGAAGACCAAGCUAAUAGCCACAGGUACGAACCCUUGUUUGAAGAAGAUUUGAAUGAUGCAUCAAAUUCUAUUUUCAAAAUUUCAAAAAGCAUUGUUGCAGGCAAAUGUAAUGUAUUUCGCUAG
Messenger RNA from Hydractinia symbiolongicarpus, 438 nucleotides. RefSeq lists its product as uncharacterized. Gene Ontology annotation, cellular component: nucleus; nucleoplasm; chromosome. Lineage: Eukaryota; Metazoa; Cnidaria; Hydrozoa; Anthoathecata; Hydractiniidae. Gene Ontology annotation, molecular function: nucleic acid binding; ATP binding; four-way junction helicase activity. The record is from RefSeq and is a predicted model, not a curated record. The coding region runs from base 1 to 438 and encodes 145 amino acids. Gene Ontology annotation, biological process: telomere maintenance; double-strand break repair via homologous recombination. The transcript has a single exon.